Messenger RNA from Taeniopygia guttata (zebra finch), 3943 nucleotides. RefSeq names its product bone morphogenetic protein 2. Gene Ontology annotation, molecular function: cytokine activity; growth factor activity. NCBI's taxonomy places the organism in Eukaryota, Metazoa, Chordata, Aves, Passeriformes, Estrildidae. Gene Ontology annotation, cellular component: extracellular region. The record is from RefSeq and is a predicted model, not a curated record.
UGCUCUAAGCCCUGUCCAACUGGCCUUGAACACUGCCAGGCAUGGGACAGCCACAGCUCCUCCGAGUUCCCCUUCACCCUCCAGAAACCAAGAUUCCUGAUGCUUCCACACUCACAUCCUGCCCAUCCCUUCGCUGUUUUUUUUAAUGUUGAAGUUUUCCAAGUGACUUUUCCCUUUACUUCCUCGGGGGCAACAAGACAGACACAGAACUCUCUGGAGAAAGGGGCAGGGAUAGGGAGGAUUGACAACUUGGAAGGGAGGAGGUUAGGGAAGGGCUUGGGAAAAUUGGCAACUGGGAAAGGGAGGGGAUUAGAGAGGAGAACAGGGGGCAAAGAUGGAUUCAAAGCAAAACACACCACAACAGGAAUUGAUGAGUAGCCUGACCCCUGGGUCUGUUCCCUGGACCUGAGCUGCACCAGGGUUGAUCCUGUGUUUGAAUUCCCUGUUUACUGCUGCUUAAGUUCAGGGCAACUGCAGACUUUUGCUUCCCAGGAUUGAUGUUGUAAGUGCUAUCAGUAGGACAACAAGCUGCCCUGUAAAAGUAGAGAAAGCAGAUGAAGUAGAAAGUAGUUCCAUUUGUUCAUCAAAAAAGUCUAUGGCCUUCAGGAGCCAUCUGCAGGCCCAGUUCCCCUUUGUGGUGGCUAUAAGGACACAACAGUUUCACUCUCUGAAGUUUCUUAGGAUUUUUCAGUGCACGAGAGCAGCAUUUGUACAAAUUUAACCUUUAGUGCUUGCCAAAUAUCCAAAUUACAAGCAGUGACAGCUUGUCAGCUCCACCAGAAACACCAACUUUAGAAGAGUAAAUAAUGAUGAAAAUAUAAUCACAGAAUCACAGAAUAUGCUGAGUUGGAAGGGACAUGCAAAGAUCAUCAAGUCCAACUCCCUGCCCUGCACAGAGCCAUCCCCAAGAGUCACGUCAUGUGCCCCAGAGCAUUGUCCGAAUGGUCCUGGAGCUCAUGUCAGGUUUGGUGCUGGGAUCAUUUCCUGUUGCAGUGCCUGACCACUGUCUGGGGGAAGAACCUUUUUCUAAUACCCAGCUUCAACCUCCCCAACAUGACUUCAGCCCAUCCCCUUGGGUCCUGCCACUGUCACCACAGAGGAGAGAUCAGUGUCUGCCCCUCCUCUUCCCCUCUCAAGGAAGGUGUGCAAUGAGGUCUCUCUUCAGUCUCCUGCAGGCUGAACAGACCAAGUGCCUUCAGCUGCUCCUCAAAUGGCUUCCCCUCAAGCCCUUCACCAUCUUCAUUGCUCUCCUUUGGAUCCUUCUGACCCUGUGGUGCCCAAAGUGCCCCCAGCACUGGAGCUGAGGCUGCCCCAGGGCAGAGCAGAGUGGGACAAUCCCUCCCUGGCCUGCUGCCCCCAGGACAGGGCGGCCCUUUGGGCUGCCAGGACCCAGCGGUGACUCAGAUCCAACUUGCCACUGACCAGGACCCCCAGGUCCCUUCCCACGGUGCUGCUCUCCAGCCUCUCAUUCCCAGUUUAUCCCUGCAUCCAGGGCUGCUCUGUCCCAGGUACAGGGUCCAGCCGUUUCCCCUGUUGAACUUCAUGUGGUUGGUGAUGAUGUAGCCCUCUGAUCUGAGGUCUCUCUGCAGUGUCUCCCUGCCUUUGAGGGAGACAGCAGCUCUUCCCAGUUUCGUAUUGUCUGUGAACAUGCUCAGUGUCCAUUCCAGUCCUGUGUCCAAGGCAUUUAUGAAGCUGUUGAAGAGCCCAGGGCUGAGGAUGGACCCUGCAGAACCUCACUGGUGACUAGUGCCAGCCUGAUGUCACCCCAGCCACUGUCACACUUCGUGCCUGACCCAUGAGCCAGUUGCUCACCCAUCCCAUGAUGUUUUUAUCCAGCUCUGGGAUGGACAGUUUGUUCAGAAGGAUUCUGGAAGAGGCAGUAUCAAAACCUGUACUGAAAUUCAAAAAGAUUACAUCAACUGUCUUUCUGGGGUCAACCAGGUGGGUCACGUUGUCACAAAAGGUAUGCAAGCAGCGUUUUUACAAGGGUGUGUCCCCAUGCCCUGUCUUCUGCCACUGCAGGUGAGAGCCCCGGGGGUCCUGCUUUGAGCUGGCCCAGCUGCACCUGGAGCUGUACCUGGAGCUGCGCCUGGAGCUGUGCCUGGAGCUGUACCUGGAGCUGCGCCUGGAGCUGUACCUGGAGCUGCACCUGGAGCUGCACCUGGAGCUGCACCUGGAGCUGUACCUGGAGCUGCACCUGCUCCUCGGAGGCCUGAGGGAGGUGGAGGAAAUCGAUGUGGAAGGUGCUUGGGCAGCUGCUCCUCGGGGGAUCCCUGCUUGCUUAGUGCACCUUUCCAGUGAGUUAUAAAUGCAGCACCGGGGCGGCGGGGGCAGUUGUGCGGGGACAGCGAGCACAGAGCCAUGCUGGGGACCGUCCUGCUGCUGCUGCUGGCCCUGCUCAGGGCGGCGUGCCCCAGCCCGGCCAGCGGGGCCAGCCGGAGGGCUGAGGCGCUGAAGAAACUCCUGGAAGUCUUUGGCAUGGAAGACCCGCCGGCCCCCCCGACUCACUUCAAGCAGCCACCCCAGUACAUGGUGGAUCUAUUCAACACUGUCGCCAAUGCGGAUGGUGUCACCAAGAACCCUGACAUCCUGGAGGGCAACACCGUCCGCAGUUUCCUGGAUAAAACUCACAGCGAGGAGAUGCGGUUCCUGUUCGUCCUCUCCAGCGUGGCCAAGAACGAGAAGAUCCUGACGGCAGAGCUGCACCUCUUCCGCCUCUGGCCGAGGGUCACAGACGGGCCCAAAAGGCACCACUUCUGCCAGGUCAGUGUGUACCAGGUGCUGGAGAAGGACAAGCCAGACACCCCUGGAGGGAAGAAGCUGCUGGCAGCACGGCUUGUCUCACUGCAAACCUCGGGCUGGGAGGUUUUUGCCAUCACGCCAGCUGUUCGUGACUGGACCGAAGAUGAAAGCAGCAACCAGGGCUUGCUGGUGACGGUCCAGGGCCUGGGGGGGAGCCCGCUUGACCCCCCACCGCUGCAGUUUGCAUCUGGUCGGAGUCACCAUGAGAGCAAGAAGCCCAUGUUGGUCCUUUUCACGGACGAUGGGCGCCGCGGAGCGUCGCUGCCCACAGCCGGCUCCCCAGAUUUAAAGCCUCAGGCUCCCGAUCUCCCAGCCAAGAUGCCGGUGCCCAAGCUGGGCAGGACACGCAGCACACGCUCGCUGGACCGGCUCCAGCCCUGCCAGAGACAUCCCUUGUCUGUGGACUUCGAGGAGAUUGGCUGGUCUGGCUGGAUCAUCUCACCACGGGGGUACAACGCCUUCCACUGCAAAGGCUCCUGCCCCUUCCCUCUGGGCGAGAACAUGCGGCCCACAAACCACGCCACGGUGCAGUCCAUCAUCAACGCCCUGAAGCUGAGCGAGGGCGUCAGCAGCCCCUGCUGUGUGCCCGACAAGCUCUACUCCAUCAACCUCCUCUACUUUGACGAUGACGAGAACGUGGUCCUCAAGCAGUACGAUGACAUGGUGGCCGGGAGCUGCGGCUGCCACUGAGGCAGGAGGAGCAGGGGCUGGAAACACCACUGCAGUGGGGGCUGCAGCUGCUCCCUGCAGAGCAUCAGUGGGGUCUCUGUCCCACAAACCCUCUGAAAGAGACCGGGACGAGCAAAGCAAGGGGGUGCUGGGUUUGCCCAGGAUGGUGUCACCCCCUGACAGGGCCAGCCAAGGAAGGCUCAGGGCCAAGCUCUGAUUAAACCAACCUGAUUGAGCCCGUGUGAACCAGCAGCCCCAGGGCAGCAGCUCCAUUUUGGGGUGCCCUGUGUGGGGUCAUGGGUGUCUCUGCCCAUGCAGAGGCUCCUGCAGGCUGUACUAUAUGUAUAUAGCAAGAGCACUAAUAUAUGACAGAAGCUGCCUGUACAAUGUCCUGUAAAUGUCUGUACAUUCCUGCAUUGCUGUGACUUGUAAAAUUAUUCAGAACAACUAUUUAAAAGUGCCAUUCUCCAAA